Messenger RNA from Eufriesea mexicana, 2562 nucleotides. RefSeq names its product extended synaptotagmin-like protein 2 (gene Esyt2). Lineage: Eukaryota; Metazoa; Arthropoda; Insecta; Hymenoptera; Apidae. The transcript has 16 exons. Gene Ontology annotation, molecular function: calcium-dependent phospholipid binding; calcium ion binding; phosphatidylethanolamine binding. Bases 35 to 2437 code for a protein of 800 amino acids. Gene Ontology annotation, cellular component: endoplasmic reticulum membrane. Gene Ontology annotation, biological process: lipid transport. The record is from RefSeq and is a predicted model, not a curated record.
UAUAAAGCCAAAGAUUAAUUAUUACUUGAUAUAAAUGGAAGACAAUAAAGUAUCUAAGCCAAAUCCUUGGCCAUAUAUGAACAUAGGCUCACUGACCAUAUCAUUUUUAACUAAACUGGCAACUGCUGGUAUUAUUUGGAGUUGGGGAUAUCUAAAUUUAAAUAUAGCAUGGUUAAUUGCACCAAUUGCUUUAGUAGCAUGGAAAACAGAACAUAGGAAAGACAACGAAUUAAAAGCAAUUACUGCCCAAGCUAGUGUUAUGGCUAAAGAAAAAGAAUUAAUAAUGAGUCGAUUGGAUGAAUUACCAUCUUGGGUUUACUUUCCUGAUUUUGACAGAGCUGAAUGGCUAAAUAAAGUUUUAUAUAAAGUUUGGCCAAGUAUAAAUCAGUUUGUUCGUGAACUUUGUAAACAAAGCAUAGAACCUGCUAUAGUAGAAAAAUUGGCAGAAUUUAAAGUAAAAGGAUUUCAGUUUGAAAGAUUAGUUUUGGGUCGUAUUCCUUUAAAAAUUUAUGGUAUUAAAGCAUAUGAUAAAAAUACUUCAAGAAAUGAAGUAAUUGUAGAUGCAGAUAUUAUAUAUGCUGGUGAUUGUGAUAUUACAUUUUCGGUUGGAAAUAUAAAGGGUGGUAUUAAGGAUUUUCAGAUUCGUGGAUUAAUGAGAAUAGUUAUGAAGCCACUGUUACCAGCAAUGCCUAUAGUUGGAGGUGUUCAAGCAUUUUUCUUAAAUCCACCAGCUAUUAAUUUCAAUUUAGUUGGAGUUGCAGAUGUUCUUGAUUUACCUGGAUUUAAUGAGAUUUUAAGGAAAACAAUAGUAGAACAAAUAGCAGCUUUAGUGGUAUUGCCAAAUAAAAUUGUUAUACCAUUAAGUGAGGCAGUACCAGUUGAAUCAUUAAAAAUACCAGAACCUGAAGGUGUCUUAAGAAUUCAUGUAGUGGAAGCAAAACAUCUUAUGAAAAAGGAUAUAGGAGUAUUGGGUAAGGGUAAAUCUGAUCCAUAUGCCAUUAUAAAUGUUGGAGCACAAGAAUUUAGAACAAAAACUAUAGAUAAUACUGUGAAUCCAAAAUGGGAUUUCUGGUGUGAGUGUGCCGUGAUGUCAGCCAUCGCUCAACAAAUUACUGUGCUGCUGUGGGACUACGAUGAUACCAAGGGGGAUGAAAGUCUUGGAAGAGCUACUAUUGAAGUUAGUAGAGUGAAAAAGAAGGGAAAUAUUGACACAUGGGUCUCAUUGGAACAAGCAAAACAUGGCAUGGUUCAUUUACGAUUAACAUGGCUUAAAUUUUCAAAAAAUGUUGAUGAUUUGAAAACUGCUUUAAUUGAAACUCAAGAACUUAGGAUAACAUCAAUGAGUACAGCUCUUCUUAUACUCUAUGUUGACUCAGCAAAAAAUUUACCAUGUGUUCGAGGAAAUAAACAGCCUGAUGUUUAUCUUGAAGCAAGUGUUGGUGGAAAUACAAGAAGAACAGCUACUAUGUUACGUUCUUGUGAUCCAGUGUGGGAACAAGGGUUUACAUUUUUAGUUAGCAAUCCAGAAACUGGUAUUUUACAUAUAAAGAUCACAGAUGAAAAGACUGGUUUUAUAGUGGGAGAAAUGAGUUACAAUAUUUCUUUACUGUUAGUACAGAACAAUCUUGAGAUUGCACAACAGCCUUAUGAUUUGCAAAUGGCUGAAACUGAUAGCAAAUUAAUAUUAUCUAUGUCAUUAAAUAUUUUAAAAUACGAAGAACCUGAGCCUACUUCAGAAGAAGAUGAUGACGAUCAUGAUAUUAAUCAGCUGAAUAAAAGAAUCGAGCGUCAAGAAUCAAAUAUUAGCACAGUAUCGACUAGUCUUCCCCCCAGUCCAUUGAAAAGACAACCUUCAAAGGAAUCAGUUAAUAGUUUAACACGUAGUACUGGUUCAGGUACUGUAAUCGUACCUGAAGAACCAGGAACUGGAGAAGAGGAAUUAAUUAUCACUACUACUGCUCCAUCUUCUGUUACUGGAAGCCCACAGUUAAUUCAUAGAAAUCCAAAUAUGACAUCGUCCACAGGUGAAGCUAAACUAGGUCGGAUACAAUUGUCUUUACGUUAUAGCGUACAAAGACAGAAGCUUAUUAUCGUUGUACACAAAAUAGCUAAUCUACCUCUGCCUCAGAAUGAUCCGCAUAAUAUACCAGAUCCAUAUGUAAAACUAUAUCUUCUUCCUGACCGGCAUAAGGAAACCAAACGUAAAACAGCAGUUAUGAAGGAUAAUUGUAAUCCAGUAUUUGAUGAACAAUUUGAAUAUGUCAUUUCUCAAGGUGAUUUAAAUAGUCGUACUUUGGAAGUAUCUGUGUGUACUCAAAAGGGUUGGUAUUCAACUGGAAGUAAUAUAAUGGGUCAAGUUCAUUUUAAUUUGAGCGAAAUUGAUGUUACCAAAUCAUCUACAAGCUGGUACGAUUUACAACCAGAGACUAAAGACUAGAAGUUCAAGAAAAGCAACUGGAGAUUUGAACAGUUAUUUAUAUGUUUUCGAAGACAAUCUGUUGAAUUUCCACGAUGCGACUUUUCUAAACACCGAUGAUUUCAAUCAUAUGGUCAAAGCAAAUU